Messenger RNA from Symsagittifera roscoffensis, 724 nucleotides. Its product is annotated as mitochondrial import inner membrane translocase subunit Tim22-like. Gene Ontology annotation, biological process: protein insertion into mitochondrial inner membrane. The transcript is spliced from 3 exons. Gene Ontology annotation, molecular function: transmembrane protein transporter activity. The coding region runs from base 97 to 648 and encodes 183 amino acids. The record is from RefSeq and is a predicted model, not a curated record. NCBI's taxonomy places the organism in Eukaryota, Metazoa, Xenacoelomorpha, Acoela, Convolutidae. Gene Ontology annotation, cellular component: TIM22 mitochondrial import inner membrane insertion complex.
CAGGUAUGCGUUCGUGCUAGCUGAAAUGAGCUGUCUCCAUUCGCCUGCUUAUUUGGCAAAUUUUUGUGCUGCUCUGUGAUCUGAAGCAGAACAAGUAUGAGUUCAGAUAAAAAUUCUCCCUCUCCGCCCAAAGUGGUGACAUUCAAUGCCCUGAUGGACGUGUGGGCUAAGAGGAGGGAGAAUGGACCUCGGGUCACGUGGGACCAGUUGCCCACCAAGUUGGGUCACACACCCCUGCACCCUAUGCAAUUCAAAGUGAACGAGAUGAUGAUGUCAUGUCCGUUCAAGGCCGCACAAGCAGGCGUAGUGGGAUUCGGAUUUGGGGCAUUCUUUGGACUCUUUUCCUUCGCAAUUCAAGACCCCACGCAAACCAAUCUGCAACCCCAACGCACCCGCGAAGUGUUCAAAGAAGGAUACCAGAAGACGACCUCAAUGGGCAAGAACUUCGGACAGAUAGGGUGCAUGUUCUCAGUCACAGAGUGUCUAAUUGACACAUACUUGGGCAGUUCAGGUAUGAAAAACAGAGUGUAUGCUGGUGCUAUCACAGGCGGUCUCAUUGGACUGAGAGGAGGGGUGAAGCCCGCUGUUUUCGGGGCAGCCGGAUUCGCCGCCUUUUCUGCCAUCAUAGACCACUUCAUGGGAUUCUAACUAAUUGCUCGUAUGAACUCGCAGAUCAUAUUUUCUCACUUGAUAUUUUUUUGCUUUAAAUCUUGUUUAUCUAUAU